This is a messenger RNA of Seminavis robusta, 5704 nucleotides long. The record is from the annotation of a GenBank genome assembly. NCBI's taxonomy places the organism in Eukaryota, Bacillariophyta, Bacillariophyceae, Naviculales, Naviculaceae.
GUAGCUCUGGAGCAGGGGCAUGCUUUGGUCGGGAAAAGGGGCAGGUUUAAGUCCAGAUUUGACAGGAGUUGGUCUGUGCGUUGGUCUUGAUGGUCCAUUGUUGGUGGGCCAGGCAUACCGGUAGGCACGGUACCAGGUACAGGUACUCCACUUUCAACGUUGAUCUGUUGCCUGAAGGUGACAAGUAAACGGGUCUGAUUGAAUCGCAUCGAAGCGAGCGAUCUACCUUUCCUUGCUGAACUGCACCCCAGAGAAGACUAGAAAUGCACUUGUGUGUUGAUCAGUGGUUUAUUGUUCGGUAGGAUCAGGUGCAGCACAGGAGCGAGCGCAGUCACACUCCUGAUGUUGCUUUCUUUGUCAGCCCUGUUUCUCUUGGAAUAUACUUCACCCACCUGGCAUUGUCACUGCACCUGUGAAGUUGUGUACUGCCUCUCUCUCUGCUCUUCAUCGCUUGACCUCUUGUAUCUUGAUCUUUGCCUCCUCCACCAAAGCUUUUCUUCCAAUCUUCAGAAUGGACUCGCGCCAGCUACAAGACUUGAAGACUCGGCAUGUUCUUCUGUUCUCUCUCACCAAUUUGGAUAGAUCUGGAUUGUCGGUUGCUUCCUGUCGUACUCAAUCGCCGAGGCCUCCACGUAGCGUCUCGUGCCUCGAUGCUCCAUGGUCAACAUCAACUUCUUAACAAGCUGUGUGGUUGUGCAUACUGUUGACUGGCCGCGUUGCCCCAUGCUACAGUUCCAGACCAAUAUCGAAAUCAGGUUCUUCCGCAAUGAUGGCUGCUGCUUUCAUUGGGGGGCUCGGUUCUACGACGGAUGUUGGCUCUUCUUGUUUCGUGGUGCUAUCGUUUCGUUGUUGUUGUUGCUCUUUGAGGGCACACUUGAGAAAUUGAAUUUCUUGCGGUGCCAGCGUCUCCUUUUGGAGGACAUCUGCCACGUACACAUCUCGUCGUACGGCUCGUACCGACAUGCGUUGUGCGACACUGGGAUGAGUGGUGCCUCGAAUGAGGGUGGCCAAUUCCGGUGGCAAUUGAUGCCAUUUGCGAUAUUGAAUUCUGCGUGUACUGCUUGUACUGGAAUUAUCCGCAUUGCCACAAACAUGCUUGGCGACAAAUUGACAGAGCAAGAUCAAUGGAUGGUUUUGUUGAUUGAUAUACUCGGUAAUAUUUUCAUUGGGCGGCACUCCCGUCAUGCUGUACUUGAUGGUGUUGCCUAGAGAGAAGGCAUCGGCCAACAUUCCGUAAUUGGACACGUGUUGUCCGAGCGUCUUGGUAAUGUCAAAGCCCAGAUCACUACCGGCUUUGCUGUGUCCACUAAGAUUGAGUCCGACGAUACUGUGACGACUGUGAACACCGUUGACAAUUUCGGGAGCGGCGUACAUGCGAUUGCCCAAGGAACUCAUGGUACGUUUAAAGGCAUGCGAAAUGGACUUGUCCAGGUCACGUCGUUGCACUCUCUUGCCGUUGCUGCUGCUGCGACGACUGCUGCUGCUGCCAUCUAUGGUACCAUCCGUCUCCACCAAUUGUUGGUCGUUUGGAGAUUUCAUGGUGACGGCUUCCUUUUCCAAAUCGCCGGGGCUGAGAGCACGGGCAAAUCCGAAAUCAAUCAAUGUCAAGUGCCAUUUUUGACCCAGUGUUUGCCAAUCUUCUAUCGCCUGGGCCGGUGCUGCUGUGUGAUCCCAAAUUUCAUCUUGUUGCAACGUGGCUCCAGUGAUGAUCGCGUUAUCUGGCUUGACGUCUCUGUGAACGACGGCACGAGAAUGACAAUAAGCCAAGGCAUCGACUAGUUGGGCCAUGACGACACGUCCAAAGGUGUGACUCGCCAGAGCACCCCCAUGAUCAAUCAAUUGUUGCAGUGUAGGACCACGACUGUACGACAAGGCCAUGACGGCAGCGCAUUGACUGUGAGGCGUUUCCCAAAACCCCAUUACUUUCAUGAUGUGAGGAUGCUGGAGUUCUUUUAAAAUCUCGAUUUCACGAUGGGCAUAGGCAUGUUCUUGCUUGGUGGCGUCUGGAGAUCCCACUACUUUCAUCGCCACCAAGUCAUUGUGGUCCGUUUUGCGACGAGCCAACAGGACCGAUGCAAAGCCACCUUUGCCCAAUUGACCCAAAGGUUCAUAGGCUUCUGCCACGGCGGGUGGCCAUUGUGGUGGGACAGCGGUUGUCAUGGGGUGGACUGUUUGACAAGCAGACUAACUGAAAGAAAACGUAUCUUACUCGAAAUAAUGAUGCGGGCAUGAAAAGAAGCAACCUUGACAUGACACUCGCACUCCACGGUGGUGUCAAUAAUAAGUGCGUGGACCCCCCCUUUCUUGCCAUAUGGUAUGGUUGGAAGAUGUUAGCACAAAGGUACAUGCGGUAAAAUGCCUUGAGUGAGUAACCAAUAAUUACCUCAACUAUUAUUCUAAAACCAACCGAUGAUAUUUCAUCAGGUAGUUGCGGUAACAAACAAUUUUUCAGCAGAGUUUUCACGCCAAAAGGAAACCUUAGCCUUAUAUUUACCUUAGCUACCCUACGGUGUGAAGAGUUCGAGUGCACGAGAAGAGAUCGCAAGUGCGCCUCGGUACGUAUUGAUGAGACAACUGACACCACACAAACCGAAACCCGAGGCAAAGAAGAAGUUGUGGUUGUGGUUGGUGCUGUUGCUGUUUGUGGGGAUCCUCUCUUGCCACCUUGAGUGUUGCUAAACUGCACGUCUCACUGAGUUGGAUCCAAGACUUGAGAGAUUUGAGGGUUGCUCGUGGAGAUCAAUCCAGCGGCAUCCAAUCUUCAAUCCACGCGUCUCUCUGUUUUUCUAUUUGUUUGAGAGCAAGCAGUAGACUACUGUACGGAAUCGAAUCCAAUUAAUUGAUCCAUGGAGACUAGCUAGAGCGUGGCGUUUGCAAAGCUACUAGUAGUAUGAAUGAAUCGGCAAGUGUGGAGGAUGAGGAAAAAACAACAAAGGAUGAAUCCAGCAGCGCUGUCAAGCAGAUUGCAAAGAACAGCUUGAACAGCAGCAACAAGAGCAAUGGCAGCAAACGGAUACGGAAAAUUCCGAUUGUGACAACGCCCACAAGAGGGUUCAGUGGCGCUUCGAGCAGUGACGAUGACGAUCUGGACGAUGAUGAUGAUGAUGAUGAUGACGACGAAGGAAUGGAACGGAAAGGUUCCAGUGGCCAGAUGAAAAUUCCCUCCUUCCACAACUCUCGUGGAGCUCCUGUUUCUAGUGCCAACAAUGAGGCGCCCUCAAGCCCGCAACCAUCAAACUCGACUGGUAACAACAACAAUCCUGGAAACACUGCAGUCCAACCGGACCAAGAACGACAAAUCCUCUUGCUCAUGUUGCUCGCGCAAGUCUGUGCCCUUCAUGAUCCUACGCCGCGAACAUUUACUGUGCAUGUGUUGGAAUUGUUUGAACGAGGCAUUCUGGGACGUCAAUCCAUUCAUUUCUUGUUUGAACUGGGCUUAGUGCCACCCAACACUCCUCGCAUGUUGACGGCUCAUCCUCACAACAACAGCAACAACAACAACGCUGAUCAUUCUCAUACAUGUAAUUCGAAACAACAAGCAUCUUCGGAUCCAGUACUACAAUUGGCUACUCUGUCAGCUCCGUUGUCACCUCAAAAAAUGCGAUCACACGAAGCAUCCGUAAUUCGGAGUCAUUUGGAAGAACACGAUUUGGCACAACAGCAACUGAACAAAUCGUCGCCACUGUCGUCGUCAAGGGCAAACACCAACAAUGCCAACAACACCAGUCUGGUGGAGUCUCCUCCCAUCCAUAGCACCAAGAGUGCCUCGUCGUGGGCAGUUGAACACCAUCCACUGUCACUCUCACGAUAUCAGAGAGAGUUUAUUCAAGUGCGAUUGCUCAACUCGGGUUCCUUUGGAGAGGUAUUUCAUGCAACCAGUAAGGUGGAUUUGAAAGAUUAUGCUGUCAAACGAGUGGCAUUCCAGGCAUUUGGCUAUUCAAGAGAUUCCCUUACACAGGUCAUUCGGGAAGUGCAGUGCUUGGCACAGUGCGAUCAUCCAAAUGUGGUCCGGUAUUACACGAGUUGGCUAGAACCGUCUUGGAUGACCGGCAGUGGAGCUGCCAUCACCACACCCACGCAUGGGAAUGAAGUUCGAAGACAACAAAAGCUACUCACCGAUAUACAACACAUGAUGAUAGCAGGAGCACGUUCGGAAGAACAAUCAGCUACAUCCACUUCCAACCACUCGGAAAGUAAUCACAACAAUCAUCUUCAGGAUUUCUUUCAGGGGCGUGCGAACGCCAACAUUAUGCGAGACAGAAAAUUUUCUAUUGGAAGCAGCCUCGAUUCCUUGGACAGUGCUGCUGGAUCAAGCAGCUAUGACGAAACCAGUGGUAGCGACGAAGAGGAAGAAACCACUUGGACUAUAGAACAGCAACAAGACUGUCAUUUGGCUUUUGAGGACGACGAUGACAGCUCUUUCUUCUUUGCAUCAUCCCUUGGCGCCGCAAAGGAUACAUCGUCAAAGUUUGCUUCACCACCCCAUCAUCGGUUUAACAACAACAACAACAAGGCAACACAGAAUACCGCUAAAAAGACGGCAGCUCGAUUGAAGUACCGCUACCAGAUAUGCCUCUUCAUUCAAAUGCAACUGUGCCAACCAGCCACUCUGGGAGACUGGAUUCGUCAUCGCAAUUCCUUGGUUGCAGAUCCAAACGCAAAUCGUCGAGAACGAGUACAAACCGCUGUUUCCAUCUUUGGGCAGAUUGUGAGUGGGCUACAGCACAUUCACAAAAAGGGCAUUGUGCACCGUGAUUUAAAGCCCUUCAAUCUCUUUCGAUCACUCGAAGAAGAGGGGGUCUUUCUGAUUGGGGAUUUCGGCUUGAGCAAGCUUAUUCACUCGGCGACGCAUCAAUCAUCUUGCGGCAAGAAGAAGAAACAGCAGCAACAUCACCAUCCCGAAGAUUUUUCGCUUCAGACUGGUGAUUGCAAUGCGCUAGUUGUGCGUGCUCCAACUGAAUUGACAGCUGGUGUUGGCACCGCCUCUUAUGCGGCUCCAGAGCAGGUCACCACAAGCACCUAUGGGAAACUAGCAGAUGUAUUUUCCCUUGGCCUUAUUCUGCUGGAACUGUUGUGCUGCUUCACAACAGAGCAUGAGCGAAUGCAGACCUUCUAUGACUGCCGUCAUCGACGCGACAUUCCAUCGUGGAUCACAAAUGAAUACCCUGUGGCAGCUCAAACCAUACUGAGAUGCACAGAGCCAAACCCGACAAACAGACCCACUGCAGGCGAUUUGAUCCGGGUCGAUCUCUUGUCUAUGAUAGAGACUUCAGAUGCCAAAAUACCAAGGGAGUUGCCGCCACAGAAAGUCCCAAAUGACGAGUUGCUCAAGCUGAAUCGAGAACUAGAAGAAAAGGAUGAUCUUAUUCGUGAUUAUGAGAAGAAACUGAAGGAAAAAGAUCUUCUGAUUGAGCGACUCCAAGCACAGCUGGCCGCAGCUCAAGCGAACCAUUCGGCUGACGAAGUUCCGCAAAUCCAAAGGGUACCCUUGCCAGUUGAAUUGUUGGUGGGUGAGGGUCACGGUGGCAAGGGCCCUUUGGAGGUUGAAUCAUCCAGCAGCAGCGGCGAAGAAUAGGUACUAUCGUACCGGGGAAUAACUUAAUCACGCUAAUGAAUAGAUAGAUAUACACGCGCACUAGUGCUGGAAGCUUCUACAGAUCUUACGUUGGCAAUGUCGUGUGCUUGUGGCUUCUUGAUGCGGAUA